Eufriesea mexicana is the source of this 2187-nucleotide messenger RNA. RefSeq lists its product as uncharacterized. NCBI's taxonomy places the organism in Eukaryota, Metazoa, Arthropoda, Insecta, Hymenoptera, Apidae. The record is from RefSeq and is a predicted model, not a curated record. The coding region runs from base 16 to 2187 and encodes 723 amino acids. Gene Ontology annotation, molecular function: protein binding. The transcript is spliced from 10 exons.
GACCUGGGACCAGACAUGGGACACACGAUUUUACGUUCUAUGGUGGAUCCGAGAGAUUACGAUCGACUGAGAUAUUUGCAAAUGAAUGGUGGUCAACCGAACAGUUUCGAGGAGACUAUACAUAGGCUGAAAGUUCAAGAGGCACUGAGAAAGAAGGAGCGAUUUCAUAAAGAACACGAAGAGAUACUAAGGGACAUCCGGCAGGGUUUAAUGCAGCUUGGUCGGGACGGACGGGGUCAGCUCCCUGGAGAUGACACUUAUAUGUACGACGAAGAUGCACGUUGCGGAGGUGGAUUAGGUUUGGGUCCCGGUGGUCAACACUGGUAUGACGAACCUCCAUAUGAAUCAGAUCCUGAGGAUUUCCUUAUGGGAGCAAGCGGAGGGCCUGUGCCAACUGCAACUAUUCAAAAUGGAAGAGUAUGUUUCACGCUAAAUCUGAGGCCAGAAAAUAGAAGCGAGGGGAUUAUUUCUCUUCGAACUGCCGGAGACAUCAGUCUCCCACGAGAUCGUUCCAGGAAAGGUGCAACUUCGACAAUGCGAGGACUUAUUGUGCCACAAGGUCACAAUAAUCCACCAGCUAUCAUACCACUUACGCACUCGAGAGCUUCUCGAGAAAGUGGAGACUACGCGAGCAGCGACGUCCAGAGCCGGAGUAGCGGCGAGGAAGGACUAUCGCCAAGCCAGAGCAGCGACUACGAGGAUCAAGAAGAGCUUGAGAAUCAGCACUCGGCCGCCGUACACACAUCGGAAGCUAGCGCCCUGCUGGAGGGCGACACCAGGGCAGGGAUCGCGGGUCGGGCAAGAAAUUUGAGGCACGACGUGCAGCGGAAGAUCUCUAGGCUCCGGCAGGAUCGCGCCUCGUCCGAGGCCUUCCCGUGCAGCGCUAGCAGCGUGGAGAGCCUGCCGAGCGGAAGUGGCUCGAGCACGCAGGCACUCGUGCGUGCAGGAAGCAAUCACAGUUCGAUAUCCUGCGAAGACAGGGACGCCAUCAGUCCGACAUCCAUUGGCCCCGUGCUGUGCAGAGCCAGGGCUCUCGUCGAUUAUACGCCUAGCCCGUACGAUAAGGAGGCUCUCAAGUUUAAGAAGGGAGACAUCAUCGACGUGGUGCAAAUGAACAAGAGCGGUCUGUGGAAGGGUGUUUUGCACAACAGGAUAGGCCACUUCAAGUUCAUAAACGUCGAGAUACUAAACGACAGGGUUCCAAGGCGCGGCGAACCCGAAGGGCGGGGGAAGUGGGGCCAGAGGUAUAGGCAGAAGCCCGGUUCCGUUCAAGAGCUCUUGCAGAGAAUGAAUCUUCAGGAACACAUUCCUGUUUUUGUAUUUAACGGAUACGAGGAUUUGGAGCUCUUCAGGGAAAUUGAAGCUGCGGACCUUGAUUACUUGCGUAUACAUCAGCCCGAGCAUCGUGCUAAAAUCCUUACCGCUGUGCAGUUAUUGAACGAUCUUCAAUCCGGAAGCGAGGGCGAUUUAGCAUCAAGCUCAGAGGGCGACGAGGUGAGUCGUCUGGUCUUAACCUCUGGCCAGACAUCCGGCCAUUGUUCACCGUUUAAUCGCCGCCAGUUCCCGCGGGACUCUGGCUGUUACGACGCUCACAAGAAUCCCACCAGCCGGCGAACCGUGAGUCCUGAAUCGGCAACGACCACCAAGCUGCCCAGGGAGAACAAUCUCGACGCGGCAACGCCAGCCAAGAGCGUCGGCGGCGUCACUGCAGAGGGCAGCACCGUCGCGGACAGCAAGGACGACUUUCAUCCGAACAUACCGAUCACUGGCAACGCGGCCGGCCAGAAAGAGGGCCAAUUCGACAAGUCGCCGUUGCUACGUGGCGGGAACGUUCGUUUCAUAGCGAAACGGGGCAACUUUGGCGAGACCGUGGUGAUCGAGGACGCCUGCGAAAGCGGUCAGAAACUCGCCGGGAUGGUGAAAUACGUGGUCGGUGGCGGCGACCUUGGCCUCGAGGCCACAGGCAACAUCGCUGGUCUAAGCCAGAGGGGCUGCCUCAGCGAGAAGUCCAGCGACUCUGGCGUCAGUUCAUCCAGCAUCAGCUCAGCUCCUCCGCCUAGGGAUAAGGUUCUCGCCAAUGUUGCUUCUGACUCGCCCACUAAGAACUUCGGUAACUUCACCAGGGCAUCGCCGACUUCUCAGCCGGCCAGCAGUAAGAGUCAAACUGGAGAGGCUAGUUACCAGUAA